Molecule: messenger RNA, 2593 nt
Organism: Spea bombifrons (plains spadefoot toad)
Lineage: Eukaryota; Metazoa; Chordata; Amphibia; Anura; Pelobatidae
Gene: ABLIM1
Product: actin binding LIM protein 1
Exons: 23
Coding region: 240-2342 (700 amino acids)
Biological process (GO): lamellipodium assembly; cilium assembly; cytoskeleton organization
Cellular component (GO): stress fiber; actin cytoskeleton
Molecular function (GO): actin filament binding
Source: RefSeq, a predicted model, not a curated record
GGUGGUGUCUGAGCGACAGGAAUCUGCAUGUGUUUUCGGAGCAGCUGCAGCCGGCACGAUUCACACGCAGGGCAGAGUCCAGCAGCGCAAGGCGGCCGGGAGCAGCCUAUUCCGGGAGCUAUUAGAGGAUCAGCUCUUGUGCCUUCCUGCCUCCGCCGUCUUCCUCGACUGGGUCCGGUGCUGCCCAGGGAUCUGUCAUACGGAAGGUUCCAGGUUGACGAGAGCUUCUCCCGACCGUCAUGGUGAAAGACGAGACAGUGGCUCAUCCUCAGGAUCCGGGGCAAUCGGCGGAGAAGCCCGUCAUCCGCUGCCAGAAAUGCGGCGAGCCCUGCAAGGGCGAGGUGCUGAGGGUCCAGUCCAAGCAUUUCCACAUCAAAUGCUUCAUAUGCAAAGUCUGCGGCUGCGACUUGGCCCAAGGAGGCUUCUUUAUCAAGAACGGGGAGUAUCUGUGCACCUUGGAUUACCAGCGCAUGUACGGGACGCGCUGCAGCGGCUGCGGGGAAUUCGUGGAGGGAGAAGUUGUCACCGCGUUAGGGAAGACUUACCACCCCGACUGCUUCGCCUGCACCGCCUGCAAACGCCCCUUCCCCCCCGGCGACCGCGUAACGUUUAACGGGCGAGAUUGUCUUUGCCAGGCUUGUGCCGCGCAGCCGAUGUCACCGGGGCCGAGAGAGCUGUCCGCGUCCAGUUGUGCCGGCUGCGGACGGGACAUUAAGAACGGCCAGGCGUUACUCGCACUCGACAAGCAGUGGCACUUGGGGUGUUUCAAAUGCAAAGCCUGCGGGAAAGUCCUGACCGGCGAAUACAUCAGCAAGGACGGGUCGCCGUACUGCGAAAAAGAUUACCAGCUACUGUUUGGGGUGAAGUGCGAGGCCUGCCACGAAUUCAUCACCGGGAAGGUCCUGGAGGCUGGGGACAAACAUUAUCACCCGAGCUGCGCGCGAUGCAGCCGAUGCAACCAGAUGUUUACAGAAGGCGAGGAGAUGUACCUGCAGGGUUCCACGGUUUGGCACCCGGACUGCAAGCAGAACGCCAAGGCGGAAGAGAAACUGCGGCCUACGAGGUCGUCCUCUGAAAGCGUUUAUUCCCGGGCCGGGUCCAGCAUCCCGGGCUCCCCAGGACACACAAUCUGUGCGAAAGUAGAUAACGAGAUCCUGGAUUACAAAGAUUUGGCCGCCAUCCCCAAAGUGAAAGCCAUUUACGACAUAGAACGGCCCGACCUGAUCACCUACGAAUCCUUCUACACGUCCACCUACGAGGAGCGGCAGAGUGUGGGGGAGUCUCCCAGGACCCUGUCUCCAACACCCUCAGCCGAAGGCUACCAGGAUGGACGGGAUCGAGUAAUCCAGAGAUCCACCAGCCAGGGAUCCAUCAACUCUCCGGUGUACAGUCGCCAUAAUUACACACCCACCACGUCACGCUCCCCCCAGCACUUCCACAGACCCGGCACUGAGUCAUCCAGUGGCAGGAAUUCCCCGCUCUCUUAUCGAGCUGACAGUCGCCCUCUCACCCCAACUUACGCUCAGACCCCUAAACAUUUCCAUGUUCCAGACCAAGGAAUGAACAUCUACAGGAAGCCCCCGAUCUACAAGCAGCACGAUCCAGCUGCCUUGGCAGCCGCGACCAACUGCGAGGAUAUCAUCAAGUCCUCCAAGUUUCCAGCCGCCCACCGGCCAGCGCCGGACGAAGUCCCAAAGAUUGAGACGGACCACUGGCCGGGCCCUCCAUCCCUCGCCGCCGUAGGGUCCGACACCCGGAGACGAUCCAGCGGGCGCGAUGAAGACGACGAAGACUUACAGAGACGCCGGCAGCUUCAGGAAGAGCAGCUGAUGAAGCUGAAUUCAGGCCUCGGACAGCUAAUCCUGAAAGAAGAAAUGGAAAAGGAGAACCGGGAGAGACCGCACUCCGCGCUCCGAUCCGACUCCCCGCUCAUGUCAUCUCUCAACUCGGAUGCUUCCAGAACCUCCUCUCUCCCGGGCUACGGAAGGAACGGACUCCAUCGGCCGGUGUCCACGGACUUCGCCCAGUAUGACAGUUACGGGGAUAUAAGCGGGGGCGUCCGGGAUUAUCAGUCGCUACCAGACGGCCGCGUUCCUGUGAUGCGCAUGGAUAGGGGAGUCUCUAUGCCUAACAUGCUGGAGCCAAAGAUUUAUCCCUAUGAAAUGCUGAUGAUUACAAACCGGGCGCGGAACAAGAUACUGAAAGACGUCGACAGAACCAGACUGGAGCGUCACCUGGCGCCCGAAAUCUUUCAGGAGAUCUUUAAGAUGCCGAUCCAGGAAUUCGACCGGCUGCCUCUCUGGAGACGCAACGAGCUGAAGAAACGAGCCAGACUCUUCUGAGUCCUGCGACGCCGCCGUAAAGCGAUCUCCAGCAGCCGUGGAUCUGAUACCGCCCCCCCCAUGCGAUAAUUAACAGAGUGUCUGCCUGGGGGGUCCCGCUGGAGGUUGGGGGAGGGGUGAGGGGAUCAUAAGCGACCCCUGCCGCCAAGCACGGGAUCUCCCCUAUAACUGCCGCGCAGGAUGAAACACUCCGCGCCCGCUUUAUCCAAAUACCGGGGGGGAGGGGGGCUCCCCGACGCGUUUUGUGUGUU